AUGGAGAAGCAAAAGCUGCUGGCGUCGCUUAAAGAGGGUUCUCCCUUCGCUCUUGUGAAGAGGGGAUCCUCAGAGCUUAGCGCCGAUGGCGGAGAACAGGAGCCAGCCGUCUGCUGGAUCAGUCUGCAUCCGUCAGAAGAAUACCUGCAAAUCGGAUACCUCUCAUCUAUUGAGUGGAACGAAGAACAGACAGCAAUCAUCGAUGUGAACGAAACAAUCUCGCUAAAGGAUGUGUCUGAGGUCGUCCCCACGGUCAACGGCAAGGCCAAUGUUCAUUCGCUGACGAUCUUCACAAGCCGUGACGAGGCUCCUCGUAAGCCGCUGCCCCCCAGCGACUCUGUAGAGUCCUGGGCAGAAGAAGAUGCCUGCCAGUUUCCCCCUGAAGGGGGUUCCGACUCGUCCUUGAUUGAGACACUCCAAGAGCAAGUUGUCAAUCAAAACCAUCUUAUCGGCGACCUCUCGGCGGAAGCUCUCCGGUUAAGCUCCCUCCAGUACCGCAGAGAUGAAGCAAUAGACAAAAUCGUCGACGCUCUCCAGAAGGGUGGAUCGCGCGGGAGGGCGACUCCGAACGAGAUUGUCGACGAAGAGGUACAUGCACUGAAGGAGGAAAUUCGUGAGCUGCGAGAGUUCUUGCGGAAAAAAGACAAUCUUCUGCAAGAGUUCCAGAGAGUCCUUCCCAGAGGACGCUUCCUCGCGUGCCCCAGCUCUUUGAGAGGGAACCGAUCGGGCGGCUCUAAGCGUGGACACGCUGCUGCGCUUGCGCCAUGCGCCUCGCUCGGCCGAGGCGCGCGGGGCCGGACGUGCCACAGCUCCUCUCCUCCGCGGCUGAGGCACUGCUAUGCGCAUCGAGCUGAUGCCGACUGGGGCAGGCCCCUAGACUGCCGCGCGGCGGAUAGCGUAAAUCGAGCUGAAGGCGCGCACACCUGCCGGCGCGGCGCGGCCGCGCGCCAGCGGCGGGCAGCAGGGGCAUCGAUCCACGCGAAUUACGACUACUUGGGCAGUGCAUGCUGCGCGCAUGAAGACACGGACUUCUGCAAUGGCUGUCCGGGGAGCUCUCACAGAAGGAGUCGGAGCUGGAGCGAGAGUAUCAGCAGCGUACAUUCAUCCGUGUACUACAGCGAUAGUGCUUUCUGGGAUGACCUAGAGUUCUCCAGGACGCAGGGGCAAGAGAGGGCGCAUGAGCGCUGUUCCGGCGGCCAUCGGCGACCCGCGCACGAGAGGGCGUAUGUGUGCCGUAAUCACGAUUUGCACUGUGCCGAGCGGGAUGCUCGCCUUGAGGAAAGAAAUCGACAAGGCGGUGGCUGUGGGCAACGUCAUCACUACAGCCACUCACCAAGAACGGCGAAGGAGGGUGAAAAAUCCUCUCCUUCCAGGGACCCCCAAGCUGGUACCCGAAGCCGGCCGCACCAUCACCACCACCACCACCAUCAUCGAUAUCACAGGCAGUCCGGCCGCUCUCCAGGGCACUGCUCUCGAGCCGAGACGCAAAGGAAACACAGCUUCUCGCGGGGUCGUAGCGAACCGCAAGACGUGGACGUGAGACCCGAUGAGGUGCGCAGGGUGCCUCGUCGGCGGCCCAGCCGCCAAAACAGUCGUCAGCCUAGCCGUCAGUGCAGUCGACUCUCGAGCGAUCAACCAAGCCACGCGCCCAGUUGUCACAGCGCAGAAGAGUAUCUUCUUCGAGAGUGUGAAAAAGACUUCACUGCCGGCCCCGUCGUCAAUGAGUGUCGAGAGUCCCUGGGUGUCCCAGCUCCAACCGGGUCAGAUAGGGGGCGGCCUCUCAGCGGCCACAGCAGUCGGCAGCCAAGCCGAAGGAGCAGCUGCCAUGGCAGCCGGCAACGCAGUCGAGGGACCACUCCCGACCAUGGCGACGGUCUCCCUGAUGGGAGGAUGAAUUCCCGCAAGAGCUCCUGCGGCAAUAGAAGCCGGCACGACAGCAAGCAGCCUACCAGCCAGCAUAGCGAACGCGCGGCUGGCGGAGUGGCGGCCGAGGUGGGGCCACAGCAGAGCAGGCAAUCCAGUCGUGAACCGAGCCAGGCUCCGUUCCCCGGAGCCGAAAGCAGCGCCCGCGGAAGUCGUCACCAGGACGCGUGGCCGCCUGGAAGCUCCCAAGGAUCCGUAGUUACGAGCCGAGACUUAAGCGUGCAGCCUCACUCUGAGAGCCGCUCUGUCGGAGGCAGUGUGCGAGGUAGCCGCUGUUCCAGUCGCGCGCCCAGUAGGCUAGCCAGCGGCCAAGAGAGCGUGGGGCACAGUCUCCGCGGCAGCCACGAUAACGCGCCGGGAGCUAUCAUCCCCAUCACCCAUGUGAGCAGACCCCCCAGUGGACAGCAGGACUUGAGCGCUGCCCCACCUGCAGCGCAGCCCAAACCGGGAAGGCUCUUGGAUCCCAAAUACAAGCCAAGUAGCCGGGUCCCCAGCAGAGCAAGCAGCCGUGAACCGAGCUGCGCGCCGAGCCGCGCAUCAAGCCGCGCCCCAAGCCGCCUGGGUUCGAAUGCAGCCAUCGCUGGACAAUCCAGCAGCCACGCCAGCCGCCUGGCUAGCCGCGACCACAGUCGAGUCCCCAGCAGAUCGCCAAGCCACCAGAUCAAGACACCCAGCAGCCAAGGAAUCGGUAGUGGAAAACCGAGUAAGGGGCCGGUGCUUGACAGACAGGCGAGCCAGUGUGUGUGCAGGCAGCAGGAGGUGGACAACGCUCGUCUUGCGAGAGGCUACACAGCAUCUGCGUCACAUUCGCAGCUGCCCGAAAGUGCUGACGAGUUGGCUCGCCAAGGCAGUCAACACAUACGCUGCGACGAGACAAAUCAGACUUCGCGCCAGCACAGCGGACAACAUCCCAGCCGCACGCAACGCCGCCAGCCGUCCAGGCAACGGAGUCGAGAACCAAGCCGCCAGCCCAGUCGCCAGCCCAGUCGCCAACCGAGCAGCCAGUCGCAUGAUCAGCAGGGUCCGAUGGAACCCGCAGACUGGCCUCACGAACCAGAGUUUGGGAGCCGCCUGAUGAGCGGGCAAGCUCGAUACUACACGACUCAGUAUGGAACCACAAACCGCAUCAGCCCCCGACAAGGCGGCAACCGCCAGCGGUGCCGCCAGCCGAGCCGCCAACCAAGCAGCCAACCCUCAUACCAGCCCAUCACCAGCGCAGAGCCGCUCGAGGACUACGUGCCCAGCAGACAGGCCAGCCGGCAGCGAAGCGGCCGCCAACAGUACGAGCCCAACACAGAGAUGGACUACGCUCCCAGUCAGUCUGCGAGCUGGCAGCUCAGCCGCCAAACAUGCCGGCAGCCCAGCCGCCAACCAAGCCGCCAGACUAGCCGCCAGCCGAGCCGCCAACCAAGCAGCCAACCCUCAUACCAGCCCAUCACCAGCGCAGAGCCGCUCGAGGACUACGUGCCCAGCAGACAGGCCAGCCGGCAGCGAAGCGGCUGCCAACAGUACGAGCCCAACACAGAGAUGGACUACGCUCCCAGUCAGCCUGCGAGCCGGCAGCCUAGCCGCCAACCAAGCCCGCAGCCCAGCCGCCAACCAAGCCGCCAGACUAGCCGCCAGCCGAGCCGCCAACCAAGCAGCCAACCCUCAUACCAGCCCAUCACCAGCGCAGAGCCGCUCGAGGACUACGUGCCCAGCAGACAAGCCAGCCGGCAGCGAAGCGGCUGCCAACAGUACGAGCCCAACACAGAGAUGGACUACGCUCCCAGUCAGCCUGCGAGCCGGCAGCCUAGCCGCCAACCAAGCCGGCAGCCCAGCCGCCAACCAAGCCGCCAACCAAGCCGCCAGCCGAGCCGCCAACCAAGCAGCCAACCCUCAUACCAGCCCAUCACCAGCGCAGAGCCGCUCGAGGACUACGUGCCCAGCAGACAGGCCAGCCGGCAGCGAAGCGGCCGCCAACAGUACGAGCCCAACACAGAGAUGGACUACGCUCCCAGUCAGCCUGCGAGCCGGCAGCUGAGCCGCCAACCAAGCCGCCAGCCUACCCGCCAGCCGAGCCGCCAACCAAGCAGCCAACCCUCAUACCAGCACAUCACCAGCGCAGAGCCGCUCGAGGACUACGUGCCCAGCAGACAAGCCAGUCGGCAGCGAAGCGGCUGCCAGCAGUACGAGCCCAACACAGAGAUGGACUACGCUCCCAGUCAGUCUGCGAGCCGGCAGCCUAGCCGCCAACCAUGCUGGCAGCCGAGCCGCCAACCAAGCAGCCAACCCUCAUACCAGCCCAUCACCAGCGCAGAGCCGCUCGAGGACUACGUGCCCAGCAGACAGGCCAGCCGGCAGCGAAGCGGCUGCCAACAGUACGAGCCCAACACAGAGAUGGACUACGCUCCCAGUCAGCCUGCGAGCCGGCAGCCUAGCCGCCAACCAAGCCGGCAGCCCAGCCGCCAACCAAGCCGCCAGACUAGCCGCCAGCCGAGCCGCCAACCAAGCAGCCAACCCUCAUACCAGCCCAUCACCAGCGCAGAGCCGCUCGAGGACUACGUGCCCAGCAGACAAGCCAGCCGGCAGCGAAGCGGCUGCCAACAGUACGAGCCCAACACAGAGAUGGACUACGCUCCCAGUCAGCCUGCGAGCCGGCAGCCUAGCCGCCUACCAAGCCGCCAGCCGAGCCGCCAACCAAGCAGCCAACCCUCAUACCAGCCCAUCACCAGCGCAGAGCCGCUCGAGGACUACGUGCCCAGCAGACAAGCCAGCCGGCAGCGAAGCGGCCGCCAACAGUACGAGCCCAACACAGAGAUGGACUACGCUCCCAGUCAGCCUGCGAGCCGGCAGCUCAGCCGCCAACCAAGCCGCCAGCCUACCCGCCAGCCGAGCCGCCAACCAAGCAGCCAACCCUCAUACCAGCACAUCACCAGCGCAGAGCCGCUCGAGGACUACGUGCCCAGCAGACAAGCCAGUCGGCAGCGAAGCGGCCGCCAACAGUACGAGCCCAACACAGAGAUGGACUACGCUCCCAGUCAGUCUGCGAGCCGGCAGCUCAGCCGCCAAACAUGCUGGCAGCCGAGCCGCCAACCAAGCAGCCAACCCUCAUACCAGCCCAUCACCAGCGCAGAGCCGCUCGAGGACUACGUGCCCAGCAGACAAGCCAGCCGGCAGCGAAGCGGCUGCCAACAAUACGAGCCCAACACAGAGAUGGACUACGCUCCCAGUCAGUCUGCGAGCCGGCAGCUCAGCCGCCAACCAAGCCGGCAGCCCAGCCGCCAACCAAGCCGCCAGACUAGCCGCCAGCCGAGCCACCAACCAAGCAGCCUACCCUCAUACCAGCCCAUCACCAGCGCAGAGCCGCUCGAGGACUACGUGCCCAGCAGACAAGCCAGCCGGCAGCGAAGCGGCUGCCAACAAUACGAGCCCAACACAGAGAUGGACUACGCUCCCAGUAAGCCUGCGAGCCGGCAGCUCAGCCGCCAAACAUGCUGGCAGCCGAGCCGCCAACCAAGCAGCCAACCCUCAUACCAGCCCAUCACCAGAGCUAGGGGUUACGUGGUUGGGGUUUGUGCAGGUCCGUCGGGGCAGCAGCUGAUUGAUGAAUCGGGCUUUCCAGCCGACACCUCUGGAAUGCGCAGCGGGCGAUCAGGUUUGGAUAGGGGCAUCGAGGCCGAGAGGACAGCGAGCCAGCGGCAACUCGGGGGCGCGGCUGCGCGAGACGACCAGGUGACCAGCAGGACGGCGCAGAGACAGGAGGCGUACCAUCGCAGUUUCGGCGGCUCCCACGCGGUGAGCUACGCACCGAGCUACGGCGAUGAAGAAGGAUGGUGGAGAUCUUCUGGAGGAGGGUCCAGCCCGCAAUCCGGAUUCCGAGGCGGACUAGAAAGUGCAGAACGCAGCGAGCGGCAGGGCUCCUUUGGAGUCGCGCGACGGCAGAGUGAUGACUCGAGCAGUCUGACAGACCUCCUGCCCGAUAUUGACUGGGAGGAAGACCUGCCAUCGAAGACGGGCCUGGACAGCCAGCGAGUCCCGUCAAACUGCGCAGCAGAAGACGUGCCGCAGCCUGUUCCUGAUACGAUGCUCCUACCAGAAAGGCAGCCGAGCCGGCUUCCAAGUCGUCAGAAUGUGGAGGGGGAGAUGGCCGAGCAGAGGUCCAAGCUGCUUUCUGCCGCUGAAAGUCGGAACUGCAAUGUACCCAGCAGCUGCGGCGCACAGUGGAAGCCAAGCGGGGGGCCCAUGAGCUGGCAGGUGACAGGCCCCGACCGGAUGGACCCGCAAACGAGCAUACACGGGGGUCUAACGUGUAGACAAGGAAGCAGCAUGCAGCCCCAGUGGGCGCCACACGGAGGCCAAACUCCUGGUAUCGGCAGCAAGCACUUUAGCCGUGAACCAGGGAGUGAGAGGCCGGAGAGCCUCCAGCACGCUCCCUCCUGCGACCGCCGAGGCAUCACCGAGCCACAGGGGUCGCCCUGGAGUCACAGCGAACAGCACGGAUACCCUUCACGAAAGCCGAUGCUCCGCUGCAGCCCUCCAAGCUACCGGGCAGGCGAAAAGUUCCCCAGCAAAGUACCUAGCCGCCAACCCAGCCGUCAUCCCGACACUUACGGCAGCAAGCAACCCAGCAGGCAAGUCCCAGAAGUCCUGGCAAGAUCACCAGAUCAACAGGCGCAGCUAGAGUCCAGCAGACUCCUUAGUCGUCAAGCCAGCGCGACGCCAAGCCGUCAGGCCAGCACCACUCCGACCGGGCUUCAUCGGCCAGAAAGAAGCAGGGAGCCUAGCAGACAAGCUAGCCGGCAGCGUAGCCAGCAGUGCGUAUACGGCCCCUGCUGGCAAGCAGCCGGCGGGGAGUCGCCUGAACAGACGAUCGUGCAGCGGAGCUCGCAUUCUGGAGAACCUAUCGGCAUGAAACCGUCCAGUGGUUCCAGUAUACAGAUCAACAGGCAACUGAGCUACCAGCCGCAGGUAACAUCUGGUAGACAGGCGACCUACCGCGAUGCAGCAGCGAUCCGCAUGCGGUCUGAGAGAGAGGCUCUCGGUGAUCUUGGCGCGCAACCCAGAGAUCCGAAGAGCAGCAGCAGCAGACAGCCCAGCAGGUCGCCUUCUUCUCGGCAGCCAAGCCAUUGCCCCAGCGCCGGCGCAAGACAGCGCAGCGGUUCGCGCGAAAGAGAUGAAAGGGGACAGAAGUCUCUGAUGGAACAAAAAGGCCCCCAAACUCCUAUGCCCAAAAAUAAUUUGCUGCUGCCCUCCUACGCUGGUGGGCUCAAGCUACAGCGGAGCUUCCAGACGGUUGACCGCCAGAACGCCGCGGCUUUGUACAGAACAAGAAGCGAUCGAUCCGCCGCGAGGACGGAAGAAAGUCCAUCUAGGCGGACAGGGCAAGAGGUCCAUCAGCCGCGCGUAGGUCCAGUGGUCACACCGUCGAGGAACGCGAAUGGAGCACAGAGCCAAACUCCUGGAAGGCAGCCCAGCCAUCGGGUUGCAGACGCAGAAGACUACCCAUGCAGCAGACAGCGGAGCCGCCAGGCUCAUAAAGCACCGGAUCUUCAGGACAGCCAGCACCCGAGCAGACAGCUCAGUCGGCAAGCGAGCCAGCAGCCAGUUCACGCAUUUGAGCCUGGAUUCUGCGGAGGAUCCCGUAAGCCCAGCCGGCAGGCUAGUUUUCAUUCCAGCCGCGGGCCCAGUCGACAGCCAAGUUACCAGCUAAGUCACCAGCAAAGCUACCAGCCAAGCAAGCAGUGUGGCAGCGAACAUGACGGAGCUCCGUGUGGGAUAAUUGGGGAGCAGAGGUCAGCAGGGGCUUGUUCGAAACAGGCGAGCCAGAUCCGCGAGGACGUCGUGGUGCGCGCGGCAGCUCGUCAUUUGUCUGAGAGGCUUCAAGGCGUCCAGGCGUCCCCCGGCGCGCCGGAUGUCCCACGCAACCGGGUGGAGAACGCGAGAGCGGACGCGGUUCAGUCCAGUAGUCCGACGAACCAUGACGUCAUGAGAGUUCUUCGGCAGAUUCAGCGGUCGUCCACAGAUCCUUCUAUCUCUCAGGUGGCGCCACCGGGAGCGCGGGGGCCAGAACAAUUCUACAACGAGCCCGCGGCCGCUUGCGAGUCUCAGCGAACGGACACCAAUGUGUCUUUGACAGAGGAGGAGGAGGAUAUGGUGAAAGAAAUCGUGGAACAGGUCAUCAAGUACCUGAAAAAGAAGGUAAGUGUGCCCCUUCAGCGUACCUAUACGCGCUCUGUGUAA
Besnoitia besnoiti is the source of this 8145-nucleotide messenger RNA. RefSeq lists its product as uncharacterized. The transcript has 14 exons. The record is from RefSeq and is a predicted model, not a curated record. NCBI's taxonomy places the organism in Eukaryota, Apicomplexa, Conoidasida, Eucoccidiorida, Sarcocystidae. Bases 1 to 8145 code for a protein of 2714 amino acids.